UGUUCUUGGUCUUGUAUGAUCUUUCUUGUGGCUCUCAACUAUUGUGAGUAAACACUUUUCUCUGAAUAGAUCAUUGGAUGCGAUCCAUCUGUUACAUCGCAAUCCGUCCCAAACACUCCCGCUGCAGGAGAUAACAUGUUCUUUUGUAACUGUCUAUAACAUUGAAAUUCUUUUGCUUUGAGACCAAUAAAGCAAUAUCUUUGAUUCGUUUUGUUGCAGAAAUAUCUUCAGACUUCUUGUUCCUAGUCUUUCCCCUCCAUUCCUCUGUAUUUUAUUCUCAGAUAAAGAAAUUGUUUCCAUCAAUUCCUCAGAGAAAAGUAAGACCCUUGUAUCCGAUAGUGAACUCAUUGCUUGACAACAAACUUUGACCUUUUUCACCGUAACAAUCAACACCACAGAAUCUUGAAAGAAUGUGAUUGGCAUAAACAAUAUGAAUGGCACUUGUCGUCUUACAAGUCCAAACAUGAAACCCCAAAAGUAUAAGUCACCGUGUACAUACCAUAUCUUCAAUUCUGAGUGUAUAACACGCAUCCAUCUCUUGAAAUCCCCUGGCCAUGGCGGUUUUUUAUGUCGAUUCCUUGUGUACACAAGUCGAGAUCCUUGAAGGAUUAUACCAUCUUGCAACAUGUACAAGGGAAGGCCAUCGAUAUUGUCACUCCAUAAAAAUAGGAAUUCCAACACCGGAGAAUAACACUCCCAUUGGGAGAAGAGAGACACGCCAAACACUCGACCAAAGCCCUUUAAUCUUCUCAGCCAAAUCUUGAGGAUUGUUUGCCGGUGAAGAGAUCCGGAUGAUCGCAAGCGGUGAGACGCCAACAAAACGCAAUUUGGUUUUUUCCAAAUCGAAAUACUUGAUGUCCAAAUCAACAUGAUUUGGUUUGAUUUCUAGACUAGCCCUAACUGUAAAGAAAAAACAGGAAACUCCGACGGCCGAAGCCGCCGGUCACGGAUAUUCCCGGUGAAAACUAGAGUGGCGGAAGUUUUCUUUAGAAUCGCCUUUGGCGUCGCUUCUUUUAAAGAAUAAAUAAAAAUCCUUUAUUUCGUAGUUUUUGAGACUGAAUUUUAACUUUUUUGCGAGAUCCACACCUAAAAAUCUCUCAAGGGACUCCGCCUUAAUUAUGCUCUAAUGAGACAUGGUUAUCAUUUCUUUGGUCUAAAAAAAAUAAUUUUCCCGAAAAUCUUUUAUACCUGGUGAAUAAUGAUCCGGUCUAGGAAUUUUGAUACUUGAGUUACUAAACGACGUCGUUGUGAAGUUUGAACGUUCUCUAUCGUAUAAACUAUAAAGAGGUUUUUUAUCGUCGUCAAAAGUCGUUAUCUCCGACUUGCGUCGUUCUUCUUCUUCAAUGGCGCUGAAAUUUCAUCAGCAGAUCAUAUCAGACCUUCUCGAAGACUCUAACGGCGGACUAGUAAUCCUCUCUUCCGGUCUCUCCCUCGCUAAGUUAAUCGCUUCCCUCCUCAUCCUUCACUCACCCUCCCAAGGAACCUUACUUCUCCUCCUCUCUCCCGCCUCUCAAUCCCUCAAAUCCAGAAUCCUCCACCAACUCUCCUCCCUCUCAUCUCCUCCCCCGGCGGAGAUCACCUCCGACCUCCCUGCGAACCAUCGCCACUCCCUCUACUCCUCCGGCAACCCUUUCUUCAUCACGCCGCGGAUCCUAAUCGUCGAUCUCCUCACCCAGCGCAUCCCGGUCUCCUCCCUCGCCGGAAUCUUCAUCCUCAACGCUCACUCCCUCUCCGAGACCUCCACCGAAGCCUUCAUCGUCCGGAUCGUCAAAACCCUAAAUGCCUCCGCCUACGUGCGCGCCUUCUCCGAUAGACCGCAGGCCAUGGUCUCCGGCUUCGCCAAGACGGAGCGCACCAUGCGCGCUCUCUUCCUCCGGAGGCUCCAUCUGUGGCCUAGGUUUCAGUUGGAUGUGUCUCAGGAGCUGGAGAGGGAGCCGCCUGAGGUUGUGGAUAUAAGAGUAUCGAUGUCGAGUUACAUGGUGGGGAUACAGAAGGCGAUUAUUGAAGUCAUGGACGCUUGUCUCAAGGAGAUGAGGAAGACGAAUAAGGUGGAUGUGGAUGAUUUGACUGUGGAGAGUGGUUUGUUUAAGUCCUUUGAUGAGAUUGUGAGGAGGCAGCUUGAUCCCAUUUGGCAUACUCUUGGGAAAAGAACUAAACAGCUUGUUUCUGAUUUGAAGACUUUGAGGAAGUUGCUUGAUUAUCUUGUUAGGUAUGAUGCUGUGAGUUUUCUGAAGUUUUUGGAUACGCUCAGGGUGGCGGAGAGCUAUCGAUCUGUUUGGUUAUUUGCAGAGUCCAGCUAUAAGAUAUUUGAUUUUGCGAAGAAACGAGUGUAUCGUCUCAUCAAGGCAAGUGAGGUUAAGUCGAAAGAACAUGUUAAGAAUACAAGUGGUAAAAAGAGAAAGUUUAAGGGUGAUAGUGCCUCUGUAGAAGCAGUUGGUGGUGCAAUGGCUACGAGUGGGGAUACUGGCGUUGUUAUUGAAGAAGUUCUGGAAGAGGCACCCAAAUGGAAAGUCUUACGUGAGAUUUUAUUAGAGACACAAGAAGAAAGAGAAAAACAGACUCUUUCUGAGGAAGACAACAGUGACAACUAUGGAAUGGUUCUUGUGGCUUGCAAAGAUGAACGUUCCUGCAUGCAGCUUGAAGAUUGCAUCACAAACAAUCCACAGAAAGUAAUGCGGGAAGAGUGGGAAAUGUACCUGCUGAGCAAAAUUGAGAUCCGCAAUGUGCAGACACCUCAAAAGAAGAAACAAAAGACUCCCAAGGGUUUCGGGAUUCUUGAUGGCGUAGUUCCUGUGACUACAAUACAGAGCUCGGAGGGUAGUAGUGUUUGCAGACAAGAGCACGAGGCUCUUAUGGCUGCUGCAUCCUCUAUUCGUAAGCUAGGGAAGACAACUGCUUCGGGAGAUAAUAAUAAUCCAGAGGCUCAAGUUGAUAAGGCUUCCAGUACCAAAGGAAAGGCUAAGAAGGAGUCAUCAAGUCUUCGGAGACCCAUAAGAAGUUGCAGUAAGAAAAAGAAGAACAGUGAACCUGAAAUAGUAACAGGCUCAGAAAAUGAAGAAAAGGUUAGUGAAGCGAGCACAUCAGGACCUCGAGAAGCCAGUGAUGCCCACCCUGACGGUGCUAAGAAGCUACCGCCUGUGCAUUUCUAUGCCUUAGAAAGCGAUCAGCCUAUACUAGAUGUCUUGAAACCGUCUGUGAUCAUUGUCUACCACCCUGACAUGAGUUUCGUCAGAGAAAUUGAGGUGUACAAAGCAGAGAACCCUCUGAAAAAUCUGAAAGUUUAUUUUCUUUUCUAUGAUGAGUCCACAGAAGUGCAGAAGUUCGAAGCAAGCAUCCACCGGGAAAAUGGAGCGUUUGAAUCAUUGAUUAGGCAGAAGUCUUCGAUGAUGAUUCCCGUUGAUCAGGAUGGGCUUUGCAUGGGGUCGAACUCAUCUACAGAUUAUCCAGCUUCAAGUACUCAAAACUCAUUAACCCGUAAAGCAGGUGGAAGAAAGGAAAUUGAAAAAGAAACACAGGUAAUAGUUGACAUGAGGGAGUUCAUGAGCAGCCUACCAAAUGUCCUUCACCAGAAAGGCAUGAAGAUAAUACCUGUUACACUAGAGGUCGGCGACUAUAUCCUAUCUCCUUCAAUAUGCGUGGAGAGAAAGAGCAUUCAAGAUCUUUUCCAGAGCUUCACAUCAGGUCGUUUAUUCCACCAAGUCGAAAUGAUGUCAAGGUAUUACAGAAUACCCGUUCUUCUCAUCGAGUUCUCUCAAGACAAAAGCUUCUCCUUUCAGUCUGCUAGUGAUAUAUCAGAUGAUGUGACACCAUAUAACAUCAUAUCAAAACUAUCAUUGCUGGUUCUGCAUUUUCCUCGGUUACGGAUACUGUGGUCUCGAAGUCUACAUGCGACUGCAGAGAUCUUCACCACCUUAAAAUCAAACCAAGACGAGCCUGAUGAAAGCCGAGCAAUAAGAGUUGGUGUGCCUUCCGAAGAGGGUAUCAUAGAAAAUGACAUCAGAGCCGAGAACUAUAACACAUCAGCAGUAGAGUUUCUGAGAAGGCUUCCUGGAGUUUCAGACGCUAACUACAGAUCGAUAAUGGAGAAAUGCAAGAGUUUGUCUGAGCUGGCGUCUUUGCCUGUGGAGGAAUUAGCAGAAAUCAUGGGUGGUCAGAAAGUUGCUAAGAGUCUCAGAGAGUUUCUUGACGCUAAGUAUCCGACUUUGCUUUAAAAGAAGAGGUAAACCUAAAACUAAAUUUAGAAGCUCCAUCACGCAAAGCUGCUUACUUAUUUCUUGUUCAUUUGUUGUAGACUAGAAUAAUAUCCAUUGAUUAUUUUUAUGGGUUUUGAAUUGAUUAUUGUUGUGUUGUAACAAUUACAUUAGUGAGCAUACUCUGAUUUUAAAGAUGAAAGUGUAGUGAAUAAGAUAAAUUUGCUUACAAUA
Brassica rapa (field mustard) is the source of this 4424-nucleotide messenger RNA. Its product is annotated as DNA repair endonuclease UVH1. Gene Ontology annotation, biological process: double-strand break repair via homologous recombination; resolution of meiotic recombination intermediates; nucleotide-excision repair involved in interstrand cross-link repair. The record is from RefSeq and is a predicted model, not a curated record. Gene Ontology annotation, cellular component: nucleotide-excision repair factor 1 complex. Lineage: Eukaryota; Viridiplantae; Streptophyta; Magnoliopsida; Brassicales; Brassicaceae. Gene Ontology annotation, molecular function: single-stranded DNA endonuclease activity; damaged DNA binding; single-stranded DNA binding.